This is a messenger RNA of Anolis sagrei ordinatus, 2120 nucleotides long. Its product is annotated as solute carrier family 22 member 6-A-like. Gene Ontology annotation, biological process: transmembrane transport. Gene Ontology annotation, molecular function: transmembrane transporter activity. The record is from RefSeq and is a predicted model, not a curated record. Gene Ontology annotation, cellular component: membrane. NCBI's taxonomy places the organism in Eukaryota, Metazoa, Chordata, Lepidosauria, Squamata, Anolidae.
UUUGGCCACACGGGUUCCCCAAGUACACACACAUAUAGAGAUGGAUAAACACCCCACGGCACACCGGGCCGGGGUGACUCGAGUUCGCACAACAGGUUGCUCCAAUGCGUUCCUUAUUAUCCCCACCAGCGCUUUCAGCCGCGGCCAAGAAAGGGGGGACGCCGCGGACUUGCUUUCCAAGAUCCUGACCCUGAAUUAGUCAGAGGAAACGGGUGGGAAGGGCUGGCUAUGAGUUUGGAGAGCCCGGCUCGGGAAGAAGGACUUCUUCGCAAACCCUCCUGAGCCUCCGCCAUGACGUUUGCCGAACUUCUGGACCAGAUCGGGGGCAUGGGCCGCUUCCAGGUCGUCCACGUGGCAUUGCUGGUGGUCCCCAUCCUCCUGACGGCCAGCCACAACCUUCUGCAGAACUUCUCGGCCGCCGUGCCGGAGCAUCACUGCCGGAUCCGGCUGGUGGGCAACGGCACCGACUGGCACGCCAACCACACCGAGGUGACGGAGGAGGACCUCUUGUGGGCCUCCAUCCCCAAAGAUGCCAGCGGGAAGCCGGAGAAGUGCCGCCGGUUUGUCAGCCCUCGUUGGCACCUCCCCAACGCCAGUGCGGAUGGCGGCAACGAGACUCACGUUGACACCGAGCCCUGCCACGAUGGGUGGAUCUACGACCAAAGUGUCUUCACCAACACCAUCAUCAUGGAGUGGGACCUGGUGUGUAACCUGCGGACCAGGCGCCAGAUGGCUCAGUCCAUAUACAUGGGAGGAGUGCUGGUCGGGGCCCUCGUCUUCGGCAGCUUAGCCGACAGGUUUGGGCGCAAAGCCAUAAUAAGUUGGUCCUAUCUGCAAAUGGCUGUCUCGGGCGUAUGCACGGCUUUCUCUCCAAGCCUCACGGCUUAUUGCGUCUUUCGCUUCCUGGUCGGGAUGGCGCUCUCUGGGAUCGUCCUAAACUGCAUGUCCUUAGUCCUCGAAUGGGUCCCAACCAAAGUCCGCACUGUUGCUGGGACGGUCGUGGGAUACAGCGCAACCUUUGGGCAAAUCAUUCUCCCUGGACUGGCCUACGCCCUCCCGGACUGGCGCUGGCUCCAGUUUACAGCGUCCAUGCCUUUCUUUGCCUUUUUCAUCUACUCCUGGUGGUUCGCUGAAUCCGCCCGAUGGCUGGUCCUCUCCGGGAAGCUGGAGCAAGCCGUCCAAGUGCUGAAGAAGGUGGCCCAGUUCAAUGGAAAGAAGGAAGAAGGAGAGAAACUCACCACCGAGGUUUUGAAAUCCAGUAUGCAGAAAGAGCUGGCCUUGGCACAAACUUCGUAUUCCGUCGCCAGCUUGGUCCGGACCCGCACCGUGCGCCGGAUCUCCUGCUGCAUCUCCAGCGUCUGGUUCGCCACUAGCUUUGCCUACUACGGCCUUGCCAUGGACCUCCAGAACUUCGGCUUCAGCAUCUACCUGAUCCAGGUAGCCUUUGGCUCCAUUGACAUCCCAGCCAAGCUCGGUGCCGCCAUUGGCAUGAGCUACAUCGGCCGGAGGACCACCCAAGCCUCCUCGGUCAUCUUGGCCGGCUUGGCCAUCCUGGCCAAUAUCUUCGUACCCCAAGAUCUGCGAGCGCUGAGGACGUCUUUGGCGGUGCUUGGGAAAGGAUGCUUGGCCUCCUCCUUCAACUGUCUUUACCUCUACACCGGGGAGCUCUACCCAACGGUGAUCCGACAGACCGGGAUGGGGCUGGGCAGCACCCUGGCCCGUGUGGGGGGCAUAGUGGCACCAAUGGUAAGAAUGACGGGGGAAUAUUUCCCGUACCUCCCACCACUCAUAUAUGGGACGGCCCCAAUCCUGUCUGGGAUCGCCGCCAUCUUCCUGCCGGAGACACUCAACGUGCCACUCCCGGACACCAUCGAAGAAGUCGAGAGCAGAAGGACGUCUGAGCAACAGAGCCUCCCUUCCAAGGGCCAAGAGCAGGUUUUGCUCCAGAAGAUGGGUCAAGGCAACUCCCAGGAAGAUGGACUCUGCUGAAAUGGGGGUGAAUGGGCUGGAGAUCUUCCUCUGAAGAUCCUCCCAUGACCUCCUCACCGUCUGGGGCUCCUUUUUGGGGUGGAAGCCGCUGUGCUGGGAUGGAAGCUGACCAAAUAAAGACAUUUCAAGCA